This is a messenger RNA of Oppia nitens, 1180 nucleotides long. RefSeq names its product prohibitin-2-like (gene Phb2). The record is from RefSeq and is a predicted model, not a curated record. The coding region runs from base 108 to 1004 and encodes 298 amino acids. The transcript is spliced from 5 exons. Gene Ontology annotation, cellular component: membrane; mitochondrion. Lineage: Eukaryota; Metazoa; Arthropoda; Arachnida; Sarcoptiformes; Oppiidae. Gene Ontology annotation, biological process: mitochondrion organization.
UUUUUGUUUGGCGUUAAGUGCAGUAGUGUGGAGUCUAUCUAUGCAUUGAUAUAUCAAUUGUUAUUUUUUUGGUCUCAAAAAAAACUGUCCGACAAUUAGCGAAACAAAUGGCCAACAAAUUGGGUGAUCUCUUGGGUCGCUUCGGAAAAGGUCCGUCGGGUGUCGGUCUCGGUAUUAAACUUCUGGUGGCCGCCGGAGGACUCGGUUAUGCGGCCACACAAUCAGUUUAUACCGUCGAUGGCGGUCACAGAGCCAUCAUCUUUAGCCGAAUCGGUGGCAUUCAGAGCGAAAUAUACUCCGAAGGAUUGCAUUUUCGUAUUCCGUGGUUUCAAUGGCCAAUUGUCUACGAUAUCCGUUCGCGACCGCGAAAGAUAUCGUCGCCGACCGGUAGCAAAGAUCUUCAAAUGGUUAACAUAACGCUUCGUGUGUUGGCCCGACCGGACGCGUCACAGUUGCCGCAUAUCUAUCGUGUUUUGGGAACCGAUUACGACGAACGAGUGUUGCCCUCCAUUUGCAAUGAAGUACUCAAGAGUGUGGUCGCAAAGUUUAACGCCUCGCAGCUGAUAACACAGCGACAACAGGUUUCGCUUAUGGUUCGCAAAGAGCUGAUCGAUAGAGCCCAUGAUUUUCAUCUGAUUUUGGAUGACGUCUCGCUCACGGAAUUGAGUUUUAGUAAAGAAUAUUCGGCUGCCGUUGAGGCCAAACAAGUGGCACAACAGGAGGCACAGAGAGCCGCCUUUACCGUAGAACAGGCUAAACAAGAGAGACAGCAGAAGAUAGUACAGGCAGAGGGAGAGGCAGAAGCAGCCAAAAUGUUGGGUGAAUCUAUAUCCAGAAAUCCAGGUUACUUGAAGCUCAGGAAGAUUAGGGCCGCCCAACAAAUUUCAAAAACGAUUGCUCAGUCCCAGAAUCGUGUUUACCUGAACUCCAGUUCACUAAUGUUGAACAUUGCCGACAAAGACUUUGACAUAACUAAGGAUACCAUUCAAAAGGGAAAACAUUAAUUGUCACGGCUUUCAACCCGUAGAUAAUCAUCUGAUAGUUUUAGUAAACAAAUAUAAAUUUUAUUAAAAAUUAAUAGUUUGAUAUUUGAUUAACAACAACAUUAUUAUUAUUAUAUAAAAAUGAUUUUGUUUCCAAAAAAAAUCGUGCAUUUUAUUCAAACUAUUUUUUGUGGCUU